Molecule: messenger RNA, 633 nt
Organism: Trichoderma harzianum CBS 226.95
Lineage: Eukaryota; Fungi; Ascomycota; Sordariomycetes; Hypocreales; Hypocreaceae
Exons: 5
Coding region: 1-633 (210 amino acids)
Source: RefSeq, a predicted model, not a curated record
AUGACUUGCUUAUUUGAUAUACUUCAAGGACGACUGCUCUACAUGUGGUAUUUGUCUGCGAUCCCUAACCGGGCUAGACAGGCGAUUUGCCGUUACCGAGGAGCAUCCGCUCACAAGCGUCGCGCUGGUGAGGGCUUACCACCGGCGAAUGGACUGCCUCUGGGCAGCACAAGAAAGCCGGAGCCUCAGCAAAGUCGCAAGACUGUAACGGGCAACAGAAAGGGUUCGCUGUGCAGCAACCCAACUAUACGCAUGGCUACUUGCCAAACAGGAGGCAUAGAAAGCCAACAACGAAGCCAAGGAGCAGCGACGACUACUAUUUACCAACAGAUUUCCAAUGAGGAAUUGGAAAGUCAAGGUCUCAGCUCGGAGCUGUCUGCCGGAGCUACAUCCCGAAGUGUGCUAUAUCAGCUUGCCCAAAGUAUACAGCUCACAUAUCUUUACUCGACAGAACAACGGAAGCCCCACGAGCACCACAACACGGAAAUGGAGGAAGAGGAUAUGUACUCUUCUCGGUGCCGUCUACAGAAGAAUUACCUUUACCAAUGGAUACGACUCCUGACAACCAAACACCUAUCGAACGGCGAGCGCACUGAGACGUACAAGAUAUUGGAGGAAGGUGGGACCGGUUGA